AUGAAAUAGGGUUUAUGGGAGCUUCUCUAUUCGGGUUUUAGGAGCAGCAAUCCACGACGAUGGCGGCUGCGGAGGAGGCGCCUGCGCCAGUCGAUCGCUUCGAUCUCAAUUCCAAGAGGGUCCAGGAUGCGUUUGAGGACUGGGGAUCCAAGACGACGAUCGGUAUCGUGGCGGGCAUGAUCUUUGGAGGGCUAAAGGAGGGUCGAGCAUCCGCUCACUGGCAACCUUUUCUUCCAUCCCAGGCCGGAAGUAGCACUUGGAACGAGCGGCAAAGAGUUUGGAGGAACGUUUGGGAGCAAAGAUUCGUGAGAGUCGCGGGAGGAACGGUGUCGGGAGGCGCCAAGCUUGGAUUCUUCACGUCCAUGUACUGUGGCCUCCAGCACGCUCUUGCGAUCUACAGAGACGUGGAUGAUGCUUUCAACACCGCCAUCGCUGCGAGCGCCACCGCUGCAACCCUGGGACUUGUUUUGCCAGGAUCGUUGAGAUGGCGAUUGAGGACAUCAUCUCUGGGGAUUGUUCUUGGAGCAGUAGCCGGGCUUCCCAUCGGCUACAUCCAGACCUCGCUCAACAAGAAAGCAGAAGAACUCAUGAAAAACGCUCCAAGCCCAAGCUCGUAAAAAAGCUGCCGUAUGUAGCGUGCUAGAAAUACGAUGCACCGUAUGAUUUUCGUACUGCU
Selaginella moellendorffii is the source of this 676-nucleotide messenger RNA. RefSeq lists its product as uncharacterized. Gene Ontology annotation, cellular component: mitochondrion. The record is from RefSeq and is a predicted model, not a curated record. The transcript has 5 exons. Bases 60 to 617 code for a protein of 185 amino acids. Lineage: Eukaryota; Viridiplantae; Streptophyta; Lycopodiopsida; Selaginellales; Selaginellaceae.